Molecule: messenger RNA, 4224 nt
Organism: Antechinus flavipes (yellow-footed antechinus)
Lineage: Eukaryota; Metazoa; Chordata; Mammalia; Dasyuromorphia; Dasyuridae
Gene: SEPTIN9
Product: septin 9
Exons: 11
Coding region: 263-1981 (572 amino acids)
Biological process (GO): cytoskeleton-dependent cytokinesis
Cellular component (GO): septin complex; microtubule cytoskeleton; septin ring
Molecular function (GO): GTP binding; molecular adaptor activity; GTPase activity
Source: RefSeq, a predicted model, not a curated record
AUACUGUUUGAAAGAGACAAUGCUAUUUCAGUUUAGAGCACAAACAUAUGAUCAGCACAUGGAAAUGUGGUAAUUUGUAUGCAUUCAUGAUUGCAACAGAUUGAAGAAAUUACACCAGACAAAGAGCUGUUUUGGAGGAGGAGGAGGAAGAGGAGGAGGCAGAAAGAGGGAGGAAGUGGGAGGUGAGAAAAGGGACGCCUCCAAAAAAAAAGGGGGGGGGAGGCCUUGAUACUCCUGCUGCUGCUAAAUAUAUCCUGUAGUAAUGGAGAGAGACCGGAUCACAGCCUUGAAGAGAUCUUUUGAGGUCGAGGAAGUCGAGACACCCAACUCUACACCACCACGGCGGAUCCAGACACCCCUUCUCCGCACCACCAUUGCCAGCUCCACACAAAAAUUUCAGGACCUUGGUGUGAAGAACUCUGAGUCAGCUGCCCGCCAUGUGGACUCCCUGGUCCAGAAGUCUCCUAAGCCCUCUCUAAGGAGAAUUGAGCUUUCUGGACCCAAAAGUGAGCCUGUGUCACGGAGGACGGAGAUCUCUAUCGAUAUCUCCUCUAAGCAGGUAGAGAACUCUAGCAACACAGGGCCAUCCCGGUUCAGCCUCAAAAGAGCUGAGAUCUUUGGGCACAAAACCCCAGAACCAUCUCCCAGAAGAACCGAGAUUACAGUAGUCAAACCCCAGGAGUCCUCCCUUCGGAGGAUGGAUGUUCCAGUGUCGAAGAUCCCUGAGCUGCCUCAGCGACGACCAGAUGCAUUUGCUGUGCCUCUAUCUGAGUCCGUCCCAAAACGGGUUGAAAUCCAGAUCACCAAGACAGCUGAUGCGUCACCCCCACCUAUUCGACCUGUGGAAAAUUUGGAACAUGCUCCACCUUCUCCUCAGCAGAAAAAGUUGGAACUCAAGUCCCAGCUCAUAGUGGCUGAGGUUCCACCAAAAAGUCUCGAGGCCUCGGAGGCAAUUCCUAGCCAUACCAGCAUUAUGGCAGACAACUCCAGAGAUGCUGGGCUAAAGCAAUCCAUACCCCUGAGGAAUGAGAAGGCCACGCUUGACUUUGGCUAUGUGGGAAUUGAUGCCAUCCUUGAGCAGAUGAGGCGGAAAGCCAUGAAGCAGGGUUUUGAAUUCAACAUCAUGGUAGUUGGUCAGAGUGGCUUAGGGAAAUCCACAUUAAUCAACACUCUGUUCAAAUCCAAAGUCAGUCGGAAAUCAGUCCAACCAGUUUCAGAGGAACGGAUUCCCAAAACCAUUGAGAUCAAAUCCAUCACUCAUGAAAUCGAGGAAAAGGGUGUCCGGAUGAAACUGACUGUGAUUGACACACCAGGUUUUGGGGAUCACAUUAACAAUGAGAACUGCUGGCAACCUAUUAUGCAGUUCAUCAAUGAUCAGUAUGAGAAAUACCUGCAGGAGGAAAUUAACAUCAACCGAAAGAAGAGGAUCCCAGAUACCCGGGUGCACUGUUGCAUCUAUUUCAUUCCUGCCACUGGCCAUUCUCUCCGACCACUGGAUAUUGAGUUCAUGAGACGGCUGAGCAAAGUAGUCAACAUCGUCCCAGUCAUCGCAAAAGCUGACACUCUGACACUGGAAGAAAGAGACUACUUCAAACAAAGGAUCACUGCUGACUUGCUGUCCAAUGGUAUUGAUGUAUAUCCCCAGAAAGAAUUUGAUGAAGACCCAGAAGACAGACUCGUCAAUGAGAAAUUUAGAGAAAUGAUUCCAUUUGCUGUUGUGGGCAGUGACCAUGAAUACCAAGUGAAUGGGAAAAGGAUCCUUGGGAGGAAGACUAAAUGGGGCACCAUUGAAGUUGAAAAUACUACACACUGUGAGUUUGCCUAUCUGCGGGAUCUCCUUAUCAGGACACACAUGCAGAACAUUAAGGACAUUACCAGCAGUAUUCACUUUGAAGCCUAUCGAGUAAAACGUCUGAAUGAGGACAGCAGCAAUAUGCUUUCCAAUGGUGUAGAGGAGGAAGUGGCACCCCAGGAGAUGUAGAAGCCUUCCCCUGCCCCUAAGAUCCAUCCCUUCCACCCAUUCUCAUCCCCUAGUCCACCACCCUUCCCAUCCUGUUUUAUUUUAUAUAAUUUCCUUCAUUUUUGUCAUCAUCCCUUUUACAUGCUGUCAUUGUCAUUUGACCAGUUAACAAGAUACCAUAUAUCAUUGUUGAGUGUGUUAAUCAUUAGCCCACUGGCACUGAUCAUGGAAGGGAGAGGGAGGUUAGAGAUUUGUAUUGUACGGUUCUGGGUGAGAGCAGAGUAUCUCAGUGCCAUCUGAGAUCUGAAAAACUCUGGACUCUAGGAGAGUGGACAUUGUAGACUAUCAAGCCUUUGAAAUUUGAUUCUAGAAUGUCAGCCCCAUUUCCUGCUGCCUUUUUCCUUCCACCCCCCAUUUUCUUCUAUUCUCCUGCCCUCAGAGCUAUUCAGGAGACCAAUUCUGUUUACUUGUAGGAUCAGAGAAAGGAGAGAAAAUGGGGUGAGGUGAAUCAGUAGCUACAGACUAUUCUAAAUAGACAGAUUUGCUCAGUGCCAAAUAGCCUCAGGUGUUUGUGUAUAUAUGUGUGUGUAUAGAAUGUAUACACAUAUAUAGAAUGUACGCAUGUCCAUAUACCCACUUUUUACUCUUCUGUUUGCAUAAGAGCAUGGCUUCUUAGAAAGAAUGUAAGUUUUUGGAACACAGGGAUUCCAUGUCAUGAGAGGGUUGGUAGAGACCUGGGUACAUGGGCUCUUACCUCUCCAUCCUCCCUUCAUCCUUUUGCAAAUAUGAAGGGACUGAGACAAAAUAACCUUAAGAGCAAGAGCUGAUAUCCUUAUCUUUUAUCCUAAGGAGGUGACUAGUUCUAGGAAAGGAAUGUGACAAAUUUCGAAACAGUGGCAAAGCUGACUGUGCCUGUCCUGAAACAGAAAGUGCCUUUUAACUCUGCCCAUCCAAAUAAAUCAGUUGGGGGCCUCCUGUCUCUCCCAUGUAGUCCCUUGAGCUGGGGAAUUGGAAAGGAAUAGAGAUCAGGUAGUGCUCUAGUCAUGCUUUCCAUCAACUGUUAUUACUCUUGUUGGAAUGUAGAAACUGCUAAUUUGCUGGGAACUUGUUUGGAUUUAUGAUUUUCUAAAAGUAAUAAUAAUAAUAAUAAAUUCUUUCUCUCAUUUUAUCUCCUUCCUUCCCCAGGCCUUUAAAAAAAUUUUUUUGGGAAGGUUAGAGGGUGGAAAUUGUAGAUGUUUAAACAAUAUUGCUUAGUAAUAUUGAAUAAGAUUUUUACUGAGUUUAUUUCUUGUUUUUUGGCCUGUUAGGCCAAAUGCUAAUCAUGCUAAUCAUGCCUAGCUCUUUGGUUUGGCUCAGUACUUUGUCUAGUGGACCUUUCACCUUCCCACAACGCCCAAAGCGCCUGUGGCCUGCCCCACUUUUUCCCAGUCCCAGCACAUAACCACCUCAGCCUGUAUCUGUACAAUUUGAGACUGGAUAAUUUCCAGAUGCUCAUUAUCGCCUUCCACUGCAACUCUGUACUCAUCAUUUCCGAGUAGUCCCUAGCCUAGAGAGGAGAUUUAAAGAAGUAUACAGAGUUGGAGAUGGAGAAUGGUAGGGAAGAGGGAGAGACAGUUACUGUACGCCAUUUUCCCUUAAAACCAUUCCACACAAUCAGAAAGCUGCUGCAAUGACUUUCCAUUCCAAUCAACCAGAAGGAAGAAUGAUAGGAAUAGAUGUGGAGAGUCUUGUAUGUAGGGCUACAAUUCCAGAGUGGUAUAUUUGCAAAAGUUUAUUUUUUACACUGCGAAUUUUGUGUUUAAUUCAACUCCUUUCCCAUAUAGGAAAUGUAGGAGUCUUUACCAAGCUAUGUUGAAGGAAAAUUGUUCACUAUAUAUACAUAUAUGUAUAUCUAUAUACGUGUAUAUGUAUAUGUAAUAUAUACAUAUAUACACACACAAACUGACUUUCUAAUGUCUGAGUGUAGUGAAUUGGUGGGGGUGGGGGAAUGGCAAACACUUCAAUAGGAUGCACUUCUGCUCACAUCAUGUAACCGGCUUGUGUGAUUUCCAGGCAGCAUUGCAUCAGGGCAAAGCAAGAUGUUCAGCUUUUCCUUCUUUUUAUCUAAUUUUUGAAAAAAUGUCAACAUCAUGAUGAUAAAUUCCAAAAAUGACUUUUGGCAUUGUGGUAUAAUACAUCCUGACAACUUUAACUCUUUUUGUAUAAAUAAUAAAAUGUUUAAUAUGUAUUUCCUGAAAUAAAUGUUUCAAAUACAAAUGGUGAAA